Rhodamnia argentea is the source of this 3538-nucleotide messenger RNA. Its product is annotated as disease resistance protein L6-like. The transcript is spliced from 5 exons. The record is from RefSeq and is a predicted model, not a curated record. Gene Ontology annotation, biological process: defense response; signal transduction. The coding region runs from base 143 to 3538 and encodes 1131 amino acids. NCBI's taxonomy places the organism in Eukaryota, Viridiplantae, Streptophyta, Magnoliopsida, Myrtales, Myrtaceae. Gene Ontology annotation, molecular function: ADP binding.
GACAGUUUUUGUUUUUGGGACAGAAUAGUUAGUCUGACCGUUCUACCUUGCAAAUUGAAAACAGGGACGAGGUGAUUAGAAAGUUGCGAUUUCGAACAAGCAGAGAAGUUUGACAUCCCUUCCGUAGCCGAAGAUCGCAGGAAUGGAACCUCCCCAAGGAAAUUCGACCACGAGGGAUUACGAGGUGUUCUUAAGCUUCAGAGGGCCGGACACUCGCUUAACCAUGACCGACACUCUCUAUGCGGCCAUGAUCCGGGCCGGGAUACGCGUCUUCAAAGACGACGAAAAGCUCCGCGUCGGGGAAGAGAUCGGAGGCGAGCUUCUGAGAGCAAUCUCCAAUUCGAAGAUCUACGUACCGAUCUUCUCUAAAGACUACGCUUCCAGUAAAUGGUGCCUCCGCGAGCUGGCGUACAUGGUGGCGUGUAGAAAGAGAGGCGAGAAAGUGAUCUUGCCCAUCUUCUACGACGUGGAUGCAUCCGAUGUUAAGCUCAAAACUGGAUCGUAUGGGAAGGCCCUACAGAAGCACGAGCGAGAGUCCGGUGUAGAUGCGGCGAAGCAGUGGGAGGAGGCCCUGAGAGAGGUCGCCGGAAUCAAGGGAUGGAACUUAAAAGAUCACGGCCAAGAUAAACUUACAGCACUUGUUGUGGAAGAUGUUCUUCGUAAGCUGGGAUGGUCUAUGCAGAGAGACUGGCGUGAUGACUUGGUGGGAGUUGAGGAUCAGAUGGAAGCUCUUAUGGAGCUGUUAAGCCAAGGCACUCCCGAUGUUCGAUUUGUGGUGAUUCACGGCAUGGGCGGUAUCGGAAAAACAACUCUUGCUAGAGCCAUCUUCAGGCGCAUCUCUUCUCAGUUUCAAUGUUUCAGCUUUCUUUCAGAUGUCCGUGCAGACAAUGUUGUAAGUCUGCAGCAGAAAUUAGUACGUGACCUUCCCGGUAUGAGACGUCUUGAUAUUAUGGAUGCUGCCGAUGGGGUGGGCCUGAUUAAAAGAGUAAUCAGUGAUAAGAAGGUCAUCCUUGUUCUGGAUGAUUUGGACAACAGAGACCAGCUCAUGAAACUAGCCGGUGAGUCUAGUUGGUUUGGUCCAGGAAGCCGAAUUAUUAUCACAACUAGGAACACCGAUGCCUUAGCGCCGGAAAUCAACACCGUAGAUGACAAUAUCGUCCCAGUGCGUCAUGGAGAUUUCUUUUUUUAUGAAAUGAAGGAAAUGCAGUUUCACCAUGCUCUUCAACUUUUCCGCAAGCACUCCUUUGUAGGAGACUCGCCUCCACAAGAAUGCAGCACUAUUGCAAGUGAUAUCGUCAGAAUUACUGGAGGACUACCAUUGGCUCUUGAAGUCAUUGGUUCGUCACUCCGUUCGAAAACCAUGAAAACAUGGAAAGACACAUUGAAGAAGUUGAAGGAAGUGCCCAAUAAGACUGUCAAGGAAAAGUUGUUGAUAAGUUUUAACGAAUUAGAUUAUGAGCAACAGCAAAUUUUUCUUGACAUCGCAUGUCACUGCAUUGGUGAAGAAAGAAUCCAUGCAUAUUACUUGUGGAAAGCUUGUAAGUUUUUCCCAAUCACUGGACUCACUGCCCUCAUUCGCUUAUCUUUGAUAAAAGUCAUUGAGGAUGAUAGGCUAUGGAUGCACGACCAACUUAGAGAUCUUGGGAGAUAUAUUGUCCGGCGAGAAAGCUUUCAAUUUCCUGGAGAGUGCAGUAGGUUGUGGUGUCCGACGGACGCCUUAGACAUGGUACAGAAUAACCUGGGAACAUACAAAAUUGAAACGCUCAAACUCACAGGACUUGCCGAUGGACAUAAUUUUACGAGCGACGAAUUUUCGAGGCUGCCUAGGUUAAGGUUCCUCGAAUUGGAUGGGGGAAAUUUUGUUGGAGACUUCACAAAUCUUCUCUCAAAUCUAAAAUGGCUCUCUUGGCGCCAUUGUCCUUCUAACCUACAAGCCACCGGUUUAUGUCUAAGGAAGUUGGCCGUUCUCAAGAUUUCAGAGAGCGACAUUACUGAAGACUGGAAUGGAUGGGGAUCGUGCAUGGUGAAUGAUAACUUGAAAGUUAUAUAUCUGACAAGGUGCGAUCAUUUGAAGAGGACACCUGACUUCUCCAAGUGCGUGAAUUUGAAAAAAUUGGUUUUCAGACAUUGUCAAGAAUUGGAAAGAAUCAAUAGCUCUAUCGAUCAGCUGGGCCGCCUAAAGUACUUGGAAAUCAGUAAGAAGUAUAAGCUGGGGUCGCUGCUGAUGCCGAUGGCCUAUUUUCCCGUUCUUCAAAUAUUUGACGCAAUUGGGGGUCUCCAAUCAUUGUCAGUGCUGAAGGUAGAAAAUCAGGAUGCUUUUAGAGGACUUCCGCACUCAAUAGGAGUUCUACUGGGUUUAAAGCAUCUAUCUGUACGGGGUUGUCAGUAUAUUAGUGAAAUUCCGGAUUCAAUUGGAGAGCUGAGAUCGCUCCUCUCUUUGGAUUUAUCUCAUACUGCUGUUGCAGAAUUACCUGAUUCUAUUGGCAAUCUUAAAAGGUUGAAGUCCAUGCGUUUGGAUUGGACCAUGAUAAGAGGGCUUCCAACGAGCAUAUGGACUCUGGAGAAUCUUGAGGAGUUGAUUGCGGGAUAUUGUAGACAUCUCGAGGGCGAAAUUCCUAGUGAAAUCGCGGGACUAUCCCAAUUGAAGAUUCUGAACUUGUCCAGGAGCAAGGUUAGUGGACUGCCAAUGACAGUCAAUCAGCUUUCUAGUCUCCAAGAACUUAUUUUAAAGGAUUGUUGCGGGCUUGAGACGCUACCAGAUCUCCCAACAAGUUUAACAAAGCUAGAGUUGUCGUCUUCAACGUUGCAGGCAGUACCCGACCUCUCGAACCUCACUAAUUUACAUCAUCUGGACAUAAGUGAUUGCGCUUUUGACUGUAAGUUACAUAAAAGAACAAAAGGAUGUAUUCCAAACCCGAACCUCGAGUGGCUUGGCAGGCUCCAUAAAUUGCAGACGUUGAGACUGGUUUUUUCCCAAUGCAACUUCCCUCCGACUGACUUGAGCAUCCUUUCUCAGCUCCGGUCACUUGAAAUAACUUGUCCCGACCCACGGUCUCUGAUCCGGCUUCCGUCCAGUUUAGAAGUCUUGAGCCUAGAAGAUGUGAACACCCCAAUAGAAUGGCCAAUGUUUCCCAACCUGGGAAAUUUGUCCGAAUUGAAGCUCUCUGGAUGUCGGUUAAGAGAGAUUGAGUUUGGAAAUGUGCCUGGACAGCUAGAAAACCUCCAGCGACUGCAAGUGCGCAAGUGCAAGUCGCUCAUGAGGCUAUCGAAUCUAUCAAGCUUAAAGGAGCUCCGAGUGCUGAGCGUGGAGUACUGCCCGCAAUUAAUUGAGAUCGAAUCCCAACCAUCAUCUUCUUCAACUGGAGAUUGCAGUUCCACAGAAAGGCCCACUCCUGGUACGCUGAAGCUAGAGAAGCUCCACACUUUGAGAGUCUACGUUUGUAGAUUGGUGCAAAAGUUGCCCGGUAUCCCAAAUUCAUGUGAUGUCGAGAGGAGUUCAUUGAAGAAGAUUUGGGCCGAGCAGAUCUCGGCCCACUGA